Alternaria atra is the source of this 2310-nucleotide messenger RNA. RefSeq lists its product as uncharacterized. Gene Ontology annotation, cellular component: SCF ubiquitin ligase complex. Gene Ontology annotation, molecular function: ubiquitin protein ligase binding. The transcript has 3 exons. Lineage: Eukaryota; Fungi; Ascomycota; Dothideomycetes; Pleosporales; Pleosporaceae. Gene Ontology annotation, biological process: SCF-dependent proteasomal ubiquitin-dependent protein catabolic process; protein ubiquitination. Bases 1 to 2310 code for a protein of 769 amino acids. The record is from RefSeq and is a predicted model, not a curated record.
AUGGCUUCUGGUAUGCCACCCGUCCCGGCUAAGGACGAUGUGAACGCUACAUGGAAGUACCUCGAAGCCGGUGUCGACAAGAUCAUGACGAACCUGCGAGAAGGUGUCGACAUGAAGACGUACAUGGGUCUCUACACUGCCAUCCACAACUUCUGUACAGCCCAAAAGGCCGUCGCGGGCUCGUCGUUUCACGCCUCCAACAACCGCGGGGGUGCCCAUCUUCUCGGAGAAGACCUCUACCAGCACCUAAUCGAAUACCUCAAGGCGCACCUUUCCGAAGUGCAGGCGGCUUCACGGCAACAUGUUGACGAAGCGCUUCUCCACUUCUACAUCAAGGAGUGGAAUCGUUACACAACAGCCGGCCAGUACAACAACCAUCUGUUCCGGUAUCUGAACCGCCAUUGGGUCAAGCGUGAGAUGGAUGAAGGAAAGAAGCACAUCUAUGACAUCUACACACUUCACCUGGUGCGCUGGAAGGAGGACAUGUUUACGGGCAGCCAGGAGAGCGUCAUGCGCUCGGUGCUCAAGCUGGUCGAGAAGCAGCGAAACGGCGAGACUAUAGAACAGUCACAGAUCAAGUCGGUCGUCGACUCCUUCGUAUCGCUAGGUUUGGACGAGGCCGACAGCUCCAAGUCGACAUUGGAUGUCUACAAGGAGUACUUUGAAAAGCCCUUCCUAGAGGCCACCGCGCAAUACUACGACAACGAGUCUAAGCAAUUUUUGGCGGAGAACAGCGUGGUUGAAUACAUGAAGAAGGCAGAGAUCCGUCUGGAAGAGGAGAAGGAGCGCGUCCCACUGUACCUGCUUAGCGAGAUCAUGUCACCUCUGAUGCGGACGUGCGAACAGUCGCUUAUCACCAGCCACUCGCAAGCUCUUCGCGAAGAAUUUCAGAUCCUUCUUGACCACGACAAGGAGGAGGACCUGGGCCGCAUGUAUAAGCUGCUCGCCCGCAUUCCAGAGGGUCUGGAUCCCUUGCGUCUUCGGUUCGAGAACCACGUCCGUAAGGCGGGUCUGGCCGCAGUUGACAAGAUUGCGCAAGAUGGAGACAACCUGGAGCCAAAGGUGUACGUUGAAGCCCUCCUUGAGGUCCACACGCAGUACCAGGCGCUCGUCAACAAAGCUUUCAACGGAGAGUCUGAGUUCGUUCGCUCGUUGGACAACGCCUGCCGAGAGUUCGUCAAUAGGAACAAGAUCUGCAAGUCGGGCUCCAACAAAUCCCCUGAGCUUCUUGCCAAGUACACCGAUACUUUGCUGAAGCGCUCCAACGCCAAGAUGAGCGAAGAGGACGACAUGGAGAAGCUCCUGACACAGAUUAUGACUGUCUUCAAGUACAUUGAAGACAAGGAUGUGUUCCAGAAGUUCUACUCGCGUAUGUUGGCCAAGCGUCUAGUCCAGACCACUUCCGCAUCCGAUGACGCCGAGACGAGCAUGAUUUCGAAGCUGAAGGAGGCCUGUGGUUUCGAAUACACCAACAAGCUCCAGCGCAUGUUCCAGGACAUGCAGAUCUCCAAGGACUUGAACACUGCCUUCAAGGAGUGGCAAUCAAACAACUUGGACGAUUCAGAUCUGAAGACUAGUGUCGACGCCUCAUACCACAUCCUUGGUACUGGUUUCUGGCCUCUGAACCCACCUACUACACCGUUCACGCCACCGCAACUCAUCGUUCAGACUUACGACCGCUUCGCUCGCUUUUACAACCACAAGCACCAAGGUCGUAAGCUUACCUGGUUAUGGCAAUUGUGCAAGGGUGAGGUCAAGGCCAACUACUGCAAGGUCGCGAACCUGAAGACUUCACCAACCUUCCAGGUCUCGACUUAUCAAAUGGCAAUCAUGUUGUUGUUUAACGACAGCGACACUGUCUCUUAUGAUGACAUUGCUGAGUCCACUAAGCUGAACAAGGAGACCCUUGAUCCUAGCUUGGGUGUCUUCAUCAAGGCCAAGGUCCUCCUCGCCCAACCUGAGGGUGCCAAGGCGGAAUCUGGUACCUCCUAUAAGCUCAACACUGGCUUCAAGACCAAGAAAGUGAAGAUGAACUUGAACAUUGGUAUCAAGUCUGAGCAGAAGGCCGAAGCGGAAGAUACGCACAAGACGAUUGAGGAGGACCGCAAGCUACUCAUCCAGUCGGCUAUUGUGCGUAUCAUGAAGUCACGCAAGAAGAUGAAGCACCAGCAGCUCGUCUCCGAGACCAUCCAGCAGAUCAAGAACCGGUUCAUGCCCCGCGUCCCCGAUAUCAAGAAGUGCAUAGACAUCCUGCUCGAGAAGGAGUACCUGGAGCGUCUAGAGGCUGAUGAGCUCGGUUACCUGGCAUAA